Messenger RNA from Tripterygium wilfordii, 1250 nucleotides. Its product is annotated as dehydration-responsive element-binding protein 2F-like. Gene Ontology annotation, biological process: positive regulation of DNA-templated transcription; response to stress. Lineage: Eukaryota; Viridiplantae; Streptophyta; Magnoliopsida; Celastrales; Celastraceae. Gene Ontology annotation, cellular component: nucleus. Bases 138 to 992 code for a protein of 284 amino acids. Gene Ontology annotation, molecular function: transcription cis-regulatory region binding; DNA-binding transcription factor activity. The record is from RefSeq and is a predicted model, not a curated record. The transcript has a single exon.
CACACACAAGCAACGGUCACAGAAAGUUUUUUCAUGAAACGUGACAACAUUUAAACCAGACUGCUGAAGCCCCUGCAUAUAUAUCCCGCGCCUUACCACCCAAGCUUUAGCACUUCCAACUCCACUUAACACUCACUAUGGAGAACAGCAGAAUAUCCCCAUUGAAGCCAUGGAAGAAAGGCCCUGCGCGAGGCAAAGGCGGUCCUCAGAAUGCCAUGUGCGAGUAUCGAGGGGUUCGACAGAGAACUUGGGGCAAAUGGGUUGCUGAGAUCAGAGAGCCUAAGAAGAGAACCAGGCUGUGGUUGGGUUCUUUUGCCACUGCAGAAGAAGCUGCCAUGGCAUACGAUGAGGCGGCCACGAGGUUGUAUGGACCUGAUGCUUUUCUUAAUCUUCCUCAUCUCUCCAGACCAUCACCAAACAAAUCACACAAGUUCAAGUGGAUUCCUUCCAACAACUUCAUGUCCAUGUUUCCUUCAUCUGGCAUGCUCAAUGUUAAUGCACAACCUAGUGUUCAUGUUAUCCAUCAGAGGCUUCAAGACCUGAAGAGAAAUGGGGUUCUUACACAAACCUCUUCUUCCAGUUCAUCUUCAUCUGAUUCAAAAACUGAACUGAAGUUGGUAACUGACAAUCCUAAUGCAGAAAACCAUGCAUUGCUGCUGGGAAGAGAUGUGGAGGUCACAUCAGACAAGAUGCUAGAAAAUAAGGUGGAGAAACCACAGAUUGAUCUCGUAGAGUUCCUUCAACAGCUAGGAAUAUUGAAAGAAGAGAAGCAAUCACAUGGGACUGAAGUUGCAGAAAGUUCUACGGUGCCAGAAUCUCCGAUGCAGAACACUGAAGCAGGACUUGCAACCUUUGAUGACAAAAGCUUCAACUGGGAUGCACUGACCGACAUGCAUGAAAUUGUUGGCCAUCCAGUUGGAAAAUCUGAUGGCUACCAAGUUUAUGACAUCCAAGAAGAGCUCAACUUCCCUACAUCCAUCUGGAACUUCUAGAACGAUCAACAGAUCUUGCCAACUUCACUUGAUAAUAGUUAGAAAUAGGUCCUGCACUGUCACUUGAAGCAGUAGCUUAGUUACCUUCCAUGGCUUGCUCAUAGAAGAAAGUAUUUUAUCAGUCAACUUUUUCUCUUUAGAGAGAGAGGGAGAGAGAGAGAUGGAAGCUUUAAUAGGUAAAGUGAUAGGAAAAGGAAUGUCAUUGGUGCUGGCACUAGCAGUGAAACUUUUGUAGUGAUAUGAACCUCUAAGAUGUUU